This is a messenger RNA of Melanotaenia boesemani (Boeseman's rainbowfish), 4370 nucleotides long. It is a transcript of the gene pprc1, whose product is annotated as PPARG related coactivator 1. Gene Ontology annotation, cellular component: nucleus. The transcript is spliced from 14 exons. NCBI's taxonomy places the organism in Eukaryota, Metazoa, Chordata, Actinopteri, Atheriniformes, Melanotaeniidae. Gene Ontology annotation, molecular function: transcription factor binding; RNA binding. Bases 47 to 4006 code for a protein of 1319 amino acids. The record is from RefSeq and is a predicted model, not a curated record. Gene Ontology annotation, biological process: positive regulation of transcription by RNA polymerase II.
UACUUUUCAUUCCGAAACGAGUCAGGGCAGGGAGUGGGUUUGCAAGAUGGCGGCGCGGUGGGGAGCAGGCGAGGAGACUUUAACAGCGUGCAAUAUGGAAUUUUUCCCCAUGGAAACACUAGACCAGACUGCUGGGCUGAGUUCGGGAGAAACUCUGGAGAUUCUUCAAAGCUGCUUAGACCCCUCCAUCCUGUCCAUAUUUGAGGACACACCAACAGUGGAGACUAAAGGAUUAGAUGAGGAGAAUGAGGCCACGCUGCUGACAGCCCUGACAGAGAUACUCGACAAUGUAGAUGAUGAGAACUUGUCACCCUUUGACACACUGCCUGACUCUGACUUGCUGUCCAACCAGAAGGGCAGGGAACACUCUCCGCUCAGGAGAAUGCUGUGUCUGUCUCGUUCCCCACAAGACAAGGACUCAAUAUGUAGCACAAGACCAUUAUCAACUGGAAAGAGCCUAUCCAGGAUGCAAGCACAUUCUCUCCAGAGGAGUGAUGGGGAGGAAGAGGAGGAUUGCUCUCUGACUUUGAGCCCAGAUAGGCAGAGUUCAUUUCCUGAGCAUGAUCACCUAGAUUGGGAAGGUCUGUCUCUCCCACUUCCUGUCACCUUAGAGCAGGAAGGGGAAGAUGGUCUCUCAGUAAGCCUUGGAGACUUUGUCAGGCAUAUGCACCCAUACUGUAUGGCCAUAUGUGUGGAAAAUGAACACGGGGAGCAGAUGUUGCCUGAAGGAGGCAUAUUACUUGAAGUUGUGGACCAGGGUGAAAAUGGAGAACCCAUCUUGGCCAUCCCUAACAUGGAUUUCCCCAUUUCUGUGCCAUUUAAAGACUUGCCACCAGAAAUUGAGCAGAAGGAUUCAGAUGAAGUAGAAGAAGUUGCCACUGACAGUUCAGAGCAUAUAAUUGUAGAUGAUAACGAAGAUGUAGUGGACAAGACUCCAGUGAAAACUGCUUCCCCUGUGACACCAGGCCUCUGUUUAGAUGUGAAAGAUGAAAUUGUCCUGAAGCGACAGAGAGAAGAAAUUAAAACAAAAAGCCGCUCACGGAGAAAAAAGAAAAAGAAAUGCAAAGAGCAGCUCAAACCAGCAGAGGGAAGGGUCCUCAGGAGUGGCUCCGUAAGGAAAGUGGCAGAAGAAUUGCCAAGAAAACUUGAAAAAGAGUCAUUCAGAGAAGAGAAGAGAGUUACAAAGGUUUGUCUUCCUUUAGAGCCAUCCUCAUCACUUCUGAAGUCUAAGCAAACAAAACCAUGCCAAACAGAAAACAAAACACAACAGGAUGAAUUGAAUGGGAAAAUCUCCACUCUAUCACCUACACAUGACACAGUUCUGUUAAGUGGCGUCCCUGCUGAUGGUCAGCCCAUCUGUUCAGCCACUGCGGCGAGCUCCCAGCAGACCUGUGAAACAGCAAAUCGGCUGGUCACGGCCCACGUUGAGGUUGAAGGCUCAUCAGCAUCUCCAUCCAUUCACAUAUCCCCAGUUUCCUCACCGAGCUCUGCAGCUGUUGCCAGCUCUGAAUCUCCUGAGAUCCCAUCCCCUGUUAGCGUGGUCUCUGCAGUCCCAGAAUCCAAACCCAAAUCGCUCAGUCUGGAGGAGUACAGACGGCUUCGACAGCAGAAAAAACCAGCUCCAGUGGAGAAGCAAGACGACAACAGCACCAAAUGGCCCAGCCUCCCAGAGCUUCCCAAAGAGCUCCCCCCUAUUCCCUGCUUGCCUGAUCCCAAUCCAAAGGACCCUAGACGUGCUAACCCCCAGGCAGCAAAAAAGGAAGUUGAGGACGUCAGACCUGCCUGGCAGCCAAGGGGACCAGGUGCACCACCCACCCCUGAAGCACUGUUGGUGCCUCCAGCCUUCAUGAUCUCCUCAUCCAGCAAGGUUGCUGCUGCUACUGCCUGUGUUCCUAAACCACAGCAAACACCUGACCCUUCCCGGCUACCUCCAAAGCCCCUCACUCCUUCUACUAAUCUCUGUAAUAAUUUAGACACACACCCACACACUACUGCUCAGUCUGCAGUACCUUCUCUGAAACCCACUACCCCACACAUGUCCUCUGUAAAUGGGAACUCUUCUCCUGCUCUUACAGGAGCAAGGGCUGGUGUUGGUGAACUCCCCCAAUCGCAAUCUGUAUUUCCAGAUUCUGUACAGCUCACUAAAAUCUGCCCCAUAACCACUACAGAUGUGAUCAGUUCUACCACUGCCCCCCACAAAACCACUGUUGUUCCCCAGGAGGUUCCCGAGGUAACUGCUUCUACCUCAUUAAAUAACCCCAGCACAAAUGACAGCAAGUCUUCCAAACCCACCAUCAUCGGUGACCAGUCAUGCUCUUAUGUUGCUGCUUUUCCUUCGGACUUCCAUAGUCCAGCAACUCAACCUGAUGUGCUUGAAACUAAAGAGAAACCCACUACAGCCAUGAAACCCCAAAGAGUAAAGAGCACCACUCAGGAGUUGAUUGAGGCAUUCACAAGUGAAAUAGGAAUUGAAGCUUCUGAUCUGACCAGCUUACUGGAGCAGUUUGAGGAGACUCAAGCUAAAGAGGAGCAAUGUGUGCCGGAGGUCUCUGGUAGAGCAGCAGCUGUAGGAAACUCAAGUGUUGAAUUGGUCCCAGAGAAAACUGUUGUGGAGCGUAUAAGAGCUAAUGACCUCUCAAGCACUGCAGCUCUGACUCCUCCAGCCACUCCUCCCCACCAGAUGUGGAAACCUCUGGCCCCUGUGACUUUACUGAGGAGGAACAAAGCUCCUGAGGCCUCAAAGUCAAGCCCAUCUAAGGUUAUCCAGAUAGAAGCCCCGCCUCUGCCCUCAGUCAGGUCCCGAAGAAAAUCCACUGUUGCUACCACCACUGUAGCCCCUAAUCUGGCAUGCAUGGAUCAUGACUAUUGCCUUCCCAACAAAGGCGCUUCCACUGGAGAGGCAGGCAAGCGCUGGAAUGUUAAACAGCAAUCUUCCAUCACUAUUAAACCCAUCAAGCAAAAUGCUCCAACAACUACACAAACACCCCCAGCCGCCUUGGCAUCCUCCUUCCAGUCUGCUACGAAUCAUGUGACUGCAACCAAAACAGAAGGUUGUCUUCAGGCCAAGUGCCUAGGGAAGAAGAUAAACGAUGGGCCGAAGGAAAGUUCUGUUCUGGACACUCCAGAUGCUUCUCCUUCUCGUCAGGAGUCUGAAUCUACUUUUAAAGUCAGAAGCCCCAGGGCAGGACCGUUACGGAGGUCCCAUCAUCGACAUGCUGCUUCUCAAUCACCGAAUCCCAGGUAUAGUCUCAAAGAAAGGACUGGUGGCCGGUCUAGAAAAAGAAGAUCCCACCGUUCUCCCAGCCCUGCAUCUAGUUGUUCAGACUCCUAUUCCUCUCGAUCACGCUCUCCAGAAAGAAAAAGGUAUCGAUCCCGCAACUCGAGCAACAGUUCUUGCUCAUCCCGCUCAUCCUCUAAGUCCUCCCCCUCUCUGUCCCGCUCACCUCCCAGGAAGAGGAGGCACUCAUAUUCUUCCUCUCGUUCUGGCUCCUGGAGUCGCUCCAGGUCGCGGUCUCAGUCCCCUCAAAGACCAGCACAGUGGGGAAGAAGCAGACAAAUGUACAGCCCUUCAUAUAGCCACAGUACAAAAAUAAAAAUGGAAGAGAUAAAGAGGCGCAAGGAAAAAGCCAUUGAGGAGCGCCGAGUGGUUUACGUUGGUCGAAUCCGGGGAACGAUGACUCAGAGAGAACUUCAUGAGCGUUUCUCAUUAUUUGGCGAGGUUGAGGAAUGUACCCUACACUUUAGAGACCAUGGGGAUAAUUACGGAUUUGUGACUUAUUAUGACACCAAGGAUGCUUUUACAGCCAUUGAAAAUGGGAGUAAGCUGCGCAAACCUGAUGAGCUGCCAUUUGAUCUCUGUUUUGGUGGAAGGAGACAGUUCUGCCAAACCAGCUAUUCUGACUUGGAUUCGAAUAGAGAGUACGAACCUUUGCCUACAAACGGCAAGUUUCAUGCACUAGACUUUGACACUUUACUGAAGCAGGCUCAGCAGAGUCUGAAGAGGUAACAGGAGGCCUGCCGCAGAAAGCAGCUGACACUUACCUCAGAGCCGAUGGCGGCUCCGCACCUGCAACACUGUCUUCACAGUUUAAUCGUUGCAUUCUUCUUUUUUUCUUUUUUUUUCCACCAAGAUAACACCUUCUAUUGAAGUGACAAUUUAUAGGGAAACUGGUAAAAGUAAAAAAAAAAAAAAUGGAAUAUGUGGAAAGAUUUUUUCUUCUUUUUUUUAUUUAAAUGUACAAUUGAAUUUAAAUUGUAUGGAGAUCAUUUUUAAAAGGGUAAAAAAUAAUAACAUUCCCUAAUUGCUGGGAAAGAAUGUAAUGCAUUUAAAUGUACUACAAACUAAAAUAAAGUGAAACAGAAAUUAUUUA